AUCCAGAUUCUGCUUCAACUCCAAGUGUAGAAAAAGUCCAUCCAAAGAAAAAUCCUUAAUUCAAAAGUUGUGAAAGUCAUUUCGACAUGCUCCCUUAACCGACCAUGGAAAGUUCAAUAAAGUUCUUUGGGGUGCUUUGCAGUCUGGAUCAAAAUAUGAAACAAAGAAAAAAAAAAACUCAGUUGACUGAACAUCCAUUUUGAGUGUCGCCAUUUUGUUAGCUUCGUUGCAUAAAAACAGUCAAAUUUUUGAUAAUUAGACUAAUCUGGAACUUAAUUUAGGGCCAACGAUGCGCCAGUCGACAAAUUAAGAAUUUGUGGACUACUAAAAAACCCACGAGGUACAUGUUUUACAGACCAAAUGUGAAUAUCUGGAGCAGCUCACAUUCACACUACACAAACAAGUGUUAACUAGCUAGUUUAUGAAUGCGGAUCAGCUCCGUUUUGAAGCGGCCCACGAGGGUGAACAUGUUAGCUAGCUAGUUAACGUUCACUCCCAGAAACGUGGGACAUGACCAGUAAAAUUCAAUAGUGCUAGCUAGUAACUGUUUGACCUGAAGCGGGGAAAUGCAAUGUAGACCAUGGGCCCACAAACACGACGUUGUACGUCAUUAAAGGAAUACACGUUUCCGAACAGUGGUUUCUUCUUUGAGUUGUGCCCUAUAGCGCACUUCCCAUUGAUAAAUCCACGUCCAUCAGCAACUUUGUGAACUACCUGGCAUGGGUGGCGAUAUUUUCCCCGAUUCGAGGAUGUGACGUUAAAUGUGUCGGAACUCUCAGGAAAUGUUUUGUGUCUUCAUUUUAAAAUCCAAGGUACACGGGAGAUGAAGGUUAAAAUCAAGCAGUGGAACGGCGUGGCAUCCUGGCUGUGGAUGGCCAAUGAUGAGAACUGUGGGAUCUGCAGAAUGUCUUUUAAUGGCUGCUGCCCAGAUUGUAAGGUUCCUGGAGAUGACUGCCCAUUGGUCUGGGGUCAGUGCUCCCACUGCUUCCACAUGCACUGCAUCCUCAAAUGGCUCAACUCCCAGCAGGUCCAGCAGCAGUGCCCCAUGUGUCGCCAGGAGUGGAAGUUCAAAGAAUGAGCUCAUCCGGAGAACGUCACUUGAAUGCCUUUCAAAGACUGACGUGUCACAGAGGAUUGUAGUGUUUCGGAAUACAUAUGCUUCUGUUUCUUGUUGUACAUUUCCAGCUACUUUUCUGAGGCUGUCAAAGUUUGUAUUCUGUGGAGGGGUGUGUGAAUAACAAUGAAUGUGAAUAAAUAUGUGAUUAGGAUUUAAGCUUGA
Oncorhynchus mykiss (rainbow trout) is the source of this 1279-nucleotide messenger RNA. RefSeq names its product anaphase-promoting complex subunit 11. Gene Ontology annotation, cellular component: anaphase-promoting complex. Lineage: Eukaryota; Metazoa; Chordata; Actinopteri; Salmoniformes; Salmonidae. Gene Ontology annotation, molecular function: ubiquitin protein ligase activity; zinc ion binding; cullin family protein binding. The record is from RefSeq and is a predicted model, not a curated record. Gene Ontology annotation, biological process: anaphase-promoting complex-dependent catabolic process.